Messenger RNA from Etheostoma cragini (Arkansas darter), 386 nucleotides. RefSeq lists its product as uncharacterized. The transcript has 2 exons. NCBI's taxonomy places the organism in Eukaryota, Metazoa, Chordata, Actinopteri, Perciformes, Percidae. The coding region runs from base 75 to 383 and encodes 102 amino acids. The record is from RefSeq and is a predicted model, not a curated record.
UGUGUGUGUGUGUGUCUGUCAGGCUGACUGAGAGCUCUGCAGGUGUAGCUGAGCAGCUGCAGUCCACCAGGCAGAUGGCGGAGGACCUGAUGGAGUCCCAGGCCGCCGCCUUGCAGGCGCAGCAGGAGAUCCUGAACAACGGGGAGGAGCUGAGGGUCACCCUGAGAGACUCGACCCAGGGUCUGCGGUCCGUCUUCUCCGAGCUCAGCAGUGUCUCCAGGGGACAGCAGGUGGUGUUGUCUGAACUCUUCAACAGAGUGUCCUUCCUGCAGAGUUUCCUGCUGAUGGAGGCUCAGAGUCUGAGCUCCUGCUGCUACAACGCUGCAGCGCUCUGCACCUCCUUCCUCCUCACCUCCACCCGGCGCUCCUCCAGAGCCAGGUAACCC